AUGGCGUCGCAAGACCAUCUCGAUGACGAAGAUGAUUUUGGAGGUGAUUUUUCUGAAGGGAAUGCUGCAAGGCGUUCAGGUAAUAAGAGAAGCUUUGCGGACCUCGACGAUGAUGAAGAUGAUAUUUUUGGGUCGAAGAAGGUUAGCCAGAAAGUAGAGGAAACUGCACCAGGAGUGGCAACUGGGAUGAUCUUAUCUCUUCGUGAGAGUCUGAAGAACUGUCAAGAUGAACUCUCAAGAUGCCAGACGAAACUUGAAGAUGCUAAGUCUGAGAUUCAGAAGUGGCAUUCUGCUUUCCAGAAUGAAUCCUUCAUGCCUCAAGGCGCAACUCCCGAACCAAAAUUCGUGGUGAACUACCUUCAGACUCUGAGGUCCUCCGAGGAGUCUCUUCGGGAGCAACUAGAGAAAGCGAAGAAAAAAGAAGCUGCAUUCAUUGUGACAUUUGCUAAAAGGGAGCAGGAGAUAGCUGAGUUGAAGUCUGCUCUUCGGGAUCUGAGAACUCAGUUGAAGCCACCAUCAAUGCAGGCGAGGAGACUAUUGCUAGAUCCAGCUAUCCAUGAAGAGUUCACAAGAUUAAAGAACUUAGUGGAAGAGAAGGAUAAGAAAGUUAAAGAGCUGCAAGAUAAUAUAGCUGCUGUCAGUUUUACCCCACAAAGUAAGAUGGGAAAGAUGUUAAUGGCAAAAUGCAGGACGCUGCAGGAAGAGAACGAGGAAAUUGGUAACCAAGCUAAUGAAGGAAAGAUGCAUGAAUUAACAAUGAAGCUUGCUUUACAAAAAUCUCACAACACUGAGCUCAGGAGCCAAUUUGAAGAAAUAUGCAAGCAGAUGGAAAAACUGACGGGCGAUGUUGACCGAUCGAAUGAGCUGGUGAUUAUCUUGCAAGAGAAACUAGAAGCAAAGGACGACGAAAUCCAGAGAUUAAAAAACGAGCUGCUGCAAGGGAAUGCCAAUGGUGAGGAGCAGAUUGAGUUAGAUACUGAUGUGAAUGCUAAUGUUGAUAAUGGACUGAAUCUCGUUGAAGUCCAAACUGAAACUUAA
Striga hermonthica is the source of this 1038-nucleotide messenger RNA. NCBI's taxonomy places the organism in Eukaryota, Viridiplantae, Streptophyta, Magnoliopsida, Lamiales, Orobanchaceae. The record is from the annotation of a GenBank genome assembly.